GCGUUGGUGGUUCCAGCGAUGAUUAAUAUAGUGCUCGGAGUGGGGGGAGAUAUCUUUUGACAUACGUGUGGCAUUCUUUUUUCUCUCGUUAUCCAAUUCUCUAGUGACGGAAUCAUAGCACUUAAAAUGUCUUACAGCAGGGUCGGAGUCGUCACCGGUGCAAACAAGGGCAUUGGCUUAGCCAUUGUGCGCCAACUUGCACUCCAGUAUCCUAAGUCGCCGCUGAAUAAUGGGCCCUUCUUGAUCUACCUGACUGCCCGCGACCAAAGCAGAGGAGAAGCAGCUGUGAAGAAUCUUGAGCAAGACGCGCAACUCAAGCAAGCAAAGGCACUCAAAGCCGAUGGCGGUCUCUCAGAAAUCAAAUUCCACCUAUUGGACAUCACAAGCAGCGACAGCAUCAAGACACUGGCAGAUCACCUGAAGCAAACCCACAGCGACGGCAUCGACUUUGUCAUCAACAAUGCUGGCAUCGCCCUUGACGGCUACAACGCAGACCUCGUGAAAAAAACACUAAACUGCAACUACUACAAAACCCUCGAAGCAAGCCACACCUUCCUGCCCUUCCUCAAACCCACCGGUCGCCUCAUCAACGUCGCCUCCAUGUCCGGCAAACUGAACAAGUACUCCGAACCCGUCCGCACCCGCUUCUUGAGCGCAAAAUCCGAAGCCGACAUCACCGCCAUCAUGCAAGAUUUCGUUGCCGCCGUCGAAGCCGGCAAAGAAAAAGAACGGGGGUUCCCGACAGCGGGAUACGCAGUCAGCAAGGCGGGACUGAUUGGCGCGACGAAGAUACUGGCGAAGCAGGUGAAGGAAAGUGGGAGGGAGGGUGUGUUGGUGAAUGCUUGCUGUCCAGGUUAUGUGAAUACGGAGAUGACGAAGGGGAAUGGAACUAAGACACCGGAUGAGGGAGCGCAGACGCCGGUUUUGCUGGCGUUGGGGGAUAUUGGGGGUAAGACGGGCGGGUUUUGGCAGGAGGAGAGGGAGAUUGAUUGGGUUGGGGAGUUGAAGGGUUGAACGUUUAGAUAUAAUGAAAGGGAAUAAAUACAAGAUUUUUGGACGGGGUUUUGGCAUCGCUGAUGCUUGUUUUAUGUGUGGUUGAACUUGGGGGAAGUACUAUGAUGAUAUCUUGAGAAGCUUUCUCAAAGUAUUGUCGAUCAGCUAGGAAAAUGGCGAGUGCAAAGGCGUUGGAGUCCCGAAACUACACAUGCGGUCAGGAUGAGGAGUUGGAAAGGUACAUACUGUACAUACGCAGAGCGCAUCAGCAUACCACUUAAUGUCUUGCCGACACUGCACGUGUGCAAAUCCAGAAAUUUAUUGAUGCAGUCAUUACCACAUGAACGGACUCACGGGAGGAAUGGCUACGACGGUUGCACCCGGC
Bipolaris sorokiniana ND90Pr is the source of this 1378-nucleotide messenger RNA. RefSeq lists its product as uncharacterized. The transcript is spliced from 3 exons. The record is from RefSeq and is a predicted model, not a curated record. Gene Ontology annotation, molecular function: oxidoreductase activity. NCBI's taxonomy places the organism in Eukaryota, Fungi, Ascomycota, Dothideomycetes, Pleosporales, Pleosporaceae. The coding region runs from base 127 to 1014 and encodes 295 amino acids.